GGAAGCAUAUGAACACAAAAAUUGACCUUGAAUUGAUUAAAAUUAUUAUUAGGUGAUGGGAAAAUCAUAUAACCAUGAAAUUUCGAUAGCUUCACCUUAAUGGCAUCAAACCCGAUUUCCCGUUGUUUGACUUGGUAGGCUUUUUCAAGCGAAGAAAAUAAAAAUUCAGCUUCAAGGUGUUGAAUCAUUGAUGAACUCUGCACCAUGCACAUCUAGAUCUAUAAAACGUACCGUUGUCCAGUCGGUGAAGCAUCAGUCGUUUACAACCGUUGAAGCAAUUAGUGCCUAACCAGCCGAGUGUCAUCAACAAUGAAGUUCUUCAUUCUGUUAUCUGUGGCAAUUGCCCUUACCGCCGGAGCACCAGUGGACGAAUCGGACAAGAAGGAAAAGCGCGGGCUCGUUGAAAUCGGUCAUAAUUUUGGCUACGAAGAACCGUCCUUGUACGAUAAUCAUCAUGAUGAUUGGACCGAUCAUCAUGUGACCAAGCACGUAACUGUCCAGAAGAACGUUGCGGUCCCAUACCCCGUGGAAGUCGAGAAGCAUGUCCCGGUAGCUGUUAAAGUACCCGUUCCGGUACAUGUCGAGAAACAGGUUCCCGUCUACGUUGAAAAGAAAGUUCCUGUCUACGUCGAGAAGAAGGUUCAUGUGCCCGUGGAUCGCCCGGUGCCUUAUCCCGUCAAAGUGAAUGUGCCGGUCUACCAUAAGGAGGUCGUCGAAGUUGCCAAGCCCUAUCCGGUGCACGUUGAGAAGCCAUAUCCAGUGUAUGUGAAGCAGCCGGUCUACGUUAAGGACCACCACUACAGCCACAAACCGUAUUGGGGUUGAUUCCGAUUGAAUGCUUUUCUAUAACAAAC
Molecule: messenger RNA, 854 nt
Organism: Topomyia yanbarensis
Lineage: Eukaryota; Metazoa; Arthropoda; Insecta; Diptera; Culicidae
Exons: 2
Coding region: 310-825 (171 amino acids)
Source: RefSeq, a predicted model, not a curated record